This is a messenger RNA of Oldenlandia corymbosa var. corymbosa, 1519 nucleotides long. Lineage: Eukaryota; Viridiplantae; Streptophyta; Magnoliopsida; Gentianales; Rubiaceae. The record is from the annotation of a GenBank genome assembly.
GCCGGUUCAAGACGGCAACAAAUCCAGUUAGCAGUUAGUUAGCACACCCCCAAAUCCCCUUUAUUUUUGCCGGCUAUUUCCCUCUCAAAAAUUUCCAGCCUUUUUGAGAUUUUUGAUCCCUUUAUAAAGCCAGUCAUUGGGAGACUCAGUCUUUAGGACUUACUCAAGUUUGUACCCUAAUUAUUACCUUUUAGUUCUCUAACAAAAAUCAUCACUACUUGUUAGUUAGCCGUAAUUCCAUCAAUAAUUUUUUCCGUAUCGAACCGAGAUGACGAAAACAAGCCAAAAGAACAACUCAAAUGCCACAAAUAUCAAUGCUACUGCCAUUUCAAAUGCUAAUGGUAACACGCCAUUGAAAGUAAAGAGAACCAGGAAAACUGUACCCAGGGAUUCUCCUCCUCAACGUAGUUCAAUUUACCGUGGCGUCACAAGGCAUCGAUGGACUGGAAGAUAUGAAGCUCAUUUAUGGGAUAAGAAUUGCUGGAAUGAGUCUCAGAACAAGAAAGGCAGACAAGUUUAUCUUGGUGCUUACGAUGAUGAAGAAGCAGCUGCACAUGCAUACGACUUGGCUGCCCUUAAGUAUUGGGGUCAAGACACCAUCCUUAAUUUUCCGUUGGCAACCUACCAUAAAGAGUUGAAAGACAUGGAAGGCCAGUCUAGAGAAGAAUACAUUGGAUCAUUACGAAGGAAAAGCAGUGGUUUCUCUCGUGGUGUGUCAAAGUACCGAGGUGUUGCGAGGCAUCAUCACAAUGGGAGAUGGGAAGCUCGAAUUGGCAGAGUAUUUGGCAACAAAUAUCUUUAUCUUGGAACCUAUGCUACACAAGAAGAGGCUGCAAUUGCAUAUGACAUGGCUGCCAUUGAAUACCGAGGACUCAACGCUGUAACUAAUUUCGACCUCAGUCGUUACAUAAAAUGGCUAAGACCUAAUUCCUCAGCAACAACUGCCAUCAACACAGACGCCAUUGUUCAUCCCGAACCUAACCCUAACCCUAAUAUUAUUAGCCCGAUCAUGCCAACCGCAGAUCAAAUCUUAGCUCCAAUUUCCAAUAUUCAUUAUCAACAACAACAACAACAUCAUCACGAGGAACUAAAAAUGCAGCCAUAUUCCGACAUCCCAGAAAUAACCUUAACUGCUCAGUCGCGGCCAGCCUCAGCGACAUCGGCGCUAGGGCUACUACUCCAAUCCUCGAAAUUCAAGGAAAUGAUGGAGAUGACAAUGACAGCUGAGUGUCCUCCUUUGACCGCUUCAACCCCUUCAGAAUCCGAACCGACACAAUGUAGCAGUAGCAUUCCAGACGAUGUACAGACUUUCUUCACGGCCCCAGAACUGGGUAGCUACCUCGACCAAGGACAUGAGGAUAUUUUCAGCGAGCUAAUUAGCCCGUUCAUGCAACCUAUGAUGCAGUUUGACUUUGAUCUUUAAGGGGAAUGAAUCAGAAAUCGGCACCAUUCAGUUGUUUUGUUAAUUAGGUAUUCUUAAUUUCAACAUUUUCUGUUUUUUUUAAUUGUAUUAUUUUCA